Molecule: messenger RNA, 1745 nt
Organism: Fomitopsis serialis
Lineage: Eukaryota; Fungi; Basidiomycota; Agaricomycetes; Polyporales; Fomitopsidaceae
Product: protein PTM1
Exons: 13
Coding region: 52-1458 (468 amino acids)
Biological process (GO): retrograde transport, endosome to Golgi
Cellular component (GO): membrane; Golgi apparatus
Source: RefSeq, a predicted model, not a curated record
CUCGCGCUUGGAAACACCCGUCAACAAGUCGCGUUCCCUCACUCUCCCGCGAUGCUCUCGUCAUGGCUUUCAUUCGUAUUUUCUUCAUUAUUGAUUCUUUCGACGGCUGCAUAUGAAGUACCGGUAUCCGACAAGGACUAUGACCGGCAAAUAUGCUCGGGAAUGUGGGCAAACCAGAAGACAUUCAUCAAUGUAACCUUCGAUAGCAGCGCACAAGGCCAGCUGGCCAUGGUCGUAUACGAAUGGGGAGACAUGGCAUACCUCGGGAAGGUGACGUCCCCUGAGACGGACCGGCCUCAGAAGACCUACGUUUGCACGUCCGAUGCUGUCAAAGGCGGUCUUUGUGAAAACUCACAAUUGGGUCGAUUCAUUCUUGACCUGCCGACGGGAAAGGUUAGCUUCCAGGGCGGAUCGUCCUCCCUUCCUGCCUCUUCAGAUGCCUCCAACUAUACUACUCCGUGGCGGCGUGAUAUUCAGCUACUCGACGAGCGGGACGCGCUAAACCCGAGUCCUUCCGGAAUCCUGCUGUACCAGCAACCCAUCCAGUACCAAGUACGAAAGAUAGGAUAUUAUUGUGUCGCUAUUGUUCCUGUGUCUGUCAUGCCAAGUUCUGCCCGGCAAGCCGGCGCCGACGUUCCCUACCACCCCACCUACACUGGCACCGUAUUCUUCCGCAACACCUUCGACGGCCCAUUCGUUCAGUUCUACUUUAUUAUGUUCCUCGUGUAUACUGUUGUGGCUGUCGGCUGGGGUUGGCUCUGUUACAGGAAUCUGCAAGACUUGCUUCCCAUUCAGUAUUACUUGUCUAGCUUGCUGGGCUUCCUCAUUAUCGAAAUGGUCGCCAACUGGGCAUACUACCGCUAUCUGAAUGCCCACGGGAGGGGCACACCGUCAACCGUAUUCCUAAUUGUCGUGGCCAUCCUGGAUGCCGGUCGCAACGCCCUGUCGUUCUUCCUGCUGCUAAUAGUAUCUCUGGGCCUGAGCGUGGUAAGAGAGUCUUUGGGCAAGACCAUGAUCAAAUGCCAAGCACUCGCGGUGGCACACUUCAUCUUUGGCGUCCUGUACGCCGUCGGCAUCGUAGAACUCGAGCUGGAGUCAACUUCAGCUCUUGUGCUGCUUCUGUUCGUCGUGCCAUUAGCGUUCACGCUUAGCGGCUUCCUGCUGUGGAUUCUGUAUGCGCUGAAUACGACGAUCGCACAACUCGCGUCUCGGAAGCAACAUUACAAGCUCUACAUGUUCAAGACGUUGCAUCGUAUCUUGUUGCUGACUGUCUUAGUUAUCGCCAUAUUCUUCGUCGUCUCUUCGCUGACAUUCUCCGGACGCCUCGCAGAAGAUUACGGCGCAAGGUCCUGGAGGGUACAGUGGUGGCUACUUGACGGAUGGCUCGCGCUGCUGUACCUCCUCGACUUCGUUGCAAUUGCGUACUUGUGGAGGCCGUCGCCCAACAACAGCAGAUAAGCUAGCCAUGUUCGACGAGCUCGCACAAGAUCCAGAAGACGCAGAGGACUAUGAUCUCGAGGCCCUCGAGCACCGCGAAGGCGGUCACAUGCACAUCCCGGACAACGAUGAUGAUACAGCGACCCUCGUCGGGCGUGCGGGUGGUUCCAUGGCUGAGGACGCCGUCGUAUUUGACAUCGGAGACGAUGAUGCAGACGACGAUGAGCUGAACGCGAAAAAGCGACGAGGCCUGGAGCGUGAAGGAGACGCUCAUGAACGGGAGGGCCUAAUGAAGGACGAUUGAUUCU